AUGCGUAGUGAAGGAUCGAAAAUUUAUGUUGGAAAUUUACCUGAUGACAUCCGUGAACGGGAUGUGGAAGAUUUAUUCUACAAAUAUGGAAGAAUAAGAAAUAUUAAAAUAAGGGGCAGACAUGGCGGUCCAGCAUUUGCAUUUGUUGAAUUUGACGAUUGGAGAGAUGCAAGAGAUGCAAUUCAGGGACGUGAUGGAAUAAGAGUAGAAGGUAGUAGAAUUCGUGUUGAAAUGGUCAAAGGAAAUGGACCACGUGGUCGUGGAGGAUUUAGUGGUGGAAGAAAUGAUUACCAAGAUGUCCGAUCAAGGCGUGGAAAUUACAGACAGUCAACAGGAUAUAGUGUUAGAGUUAGUGGUUUGCCUCCUUCAGGAUCAUGGCAAGACCUUAAAGAUCAUAUGAGAUCUGCUGGUGAAAUAGCUUUUGCCGAUGUAUACAAAGAUGGUACAGGAAUUGUUGAGUUUCGUUCACCUUCAGCUGUUGAUAAGGCUAUAGAUGAAUUAGAUAACUCUGAAUUUACUUCACAUGAAAAAGAAAAAUCAAGAAUUCGCCUUAGUAGAGAGACAAAACGUGAUCGUUCUGGUUCUAGAAGUCGUUCACGUACUCGUAGUCGUAGUCGUAGUCGAAGCCGCAGUCGUAGUCGUAGUCGUACACCAUCUGAUCGCCGAAGUCGCAGUACAUCAGUUAAAAGAAGUAGAAGUGAUUCACCAGGUAAAAGUAGAUCUAGAUCAAGAUCGAGAACAAGAACACGUUCUCCAUCUAUAGACAGAACUCCAAGAAGUGCCUCACGUUCUCCAAAGUCGAGAAGUCGUUCAGGUUCAAGAGAUCGUCGUAAUGGAAGUGACAGUCGUAGAAGUCAUUCUAUGUCUAGAUCCCCAACACCUGAAUAA
Molecule: messenger RNA, 888 nt
Organism: Strongyloides ratti
Lineage: Eukaryota; Metazoa; Nematoda; Chromadorea; Rhabditida; Strongyloididae
Product: Serine/arginine-rich splicing factor 1
Exons: 2
Coding region: 1-888 (295 amino acids)
Cellular component (GO): nucleus; ribonucleoprotein complex; cytoplasm
Molecular function (GO): mRNA binding
Source: RefSeq, a predicted model, not a curated record